CUCAUUUUCAUGCAAUUUUAUCUACUAAAACCUCGGUAACUAUAUCGAAGCAAAUUGAUUCAGGGAAAGCCGAAUAGUUAUAAUUCAUUAUAGGUGCUUGUAAGCAAAUUUUAACCUAUAACAAUGCGCCCCCUACAAUCAAUUUCAUUAACCUGAGAACGCCUCAUCUGCCGUUAGGUCGCGCUCGGAACGUGCGAAUGUUUACAAUUUGUUGACAAAUUUCGGUCCUUGCAUAUUGCAACAUGGCCGCUACGUUCAUUUCCGGUUAUUUUUUCAUCUAUAACUUGAGAAUACUAAUUAUAAAUGUACGUGGACUUGGAAGAGUAUGGCCGCCAUAAAAAAAAUUCUGGUCCUUGACUCGGUGCUAGAAUGGAUGAUUGUGGAGAGACCAUAUCUGAUAUACAGAAUUACCUCUCAUCCUUCAAUAAAGAGAUCCAGCAAGUAGACUCCCACAUAUCUUCAGGUGAAGUGGCUCAAGUGUUCAUAGAUGAAGCUGGCCGCUACUACUACCAGCCUCUGGAGGGCGCUCCCCAGCAGGUGGUUGUGGUCACUGAGGACGACGAGCAAGAUGGCGACCGAGAGGUUGAGGAACACACCAUCAGCAGUGGUGACAACUCCAAUAUCACGCACACCGUCGUCAUAUCUGAACCUACGCAGUCUGUCUCAGGUCCCAGCAAGAGACCAGUUACAUCAGGCACUGCAGAUGGUAGUGGUUCGGCCACAGCAGCGCAUCGACGGGCGCCUAGCAGUACUAAGUCUGGACGCGUGUCUAAUGAAGUUCAGACAAAGGACGGAGAAGUGGCUGACCAGCUGAACUUGUGUAAUGAGUCGCGUGUUAUAACCAUAAAGAACUCGGGCUUAAUGGGAGCUGACGGUGCUGAAGAUGAUGAAGCCCUGCAGUCUCUGGCUGGAGCCAUCGCUUCUGUUGGCGAAGAUGGCUUGUUGCAAUUGCGGGAAGGCAGCGCGUCCGGCGCGAACCAGGUAAUCCUGAACACCGGCAAUAGCAACCAGAUCGUGACGAUCGUACCAUCGACCACAAACCCUGGCGAGAUGAGCUACGUCCUCAUCGUGGAGCAGAACGCAAAUGACGGCGGCGGCGACAAGGACCACACCGUGUACGACUUCACAGAAGGGGAAGACGCCUUCACUUUCUCUGAUGACGAGGAGGACCCACCACCCAGGAGCGGCGUUCUCAUCAACAGCAAUAGCGGCAGUAACAACAAACAGCGAUCAGCGAUACGGCGCUCACAGAGUACCGGGAGCCAAGCACACAUGUGCAAUUACUGUAACUAUACGAGCACUAAAAGAUACCUGCUCAUCAGACACAUGCGCUCACACAGUGAAGAGCGGCCGCACAAGUGUUCCGUGUGUGAGAGAGGCUUCAAGACACUUGGUAGUCUGCAGAAUCAUCUAAAUACGCACACAGGAGUCAAGCCACAUCGCUGUAAAUUCUGUGACACCGGCUUCACUACCUCAGGAGAGCUGGUGCGCCACGUACGCUACAUCCACACGCAAGAGAAGCCUCACAAGUGCCCUGAGUGCCACUAUUCCAGCGUGGAGCUCAGCAAACUGAAGCGCCACAUGCGAUGCCACACUGGCGAGCGCCCCUACCAGUGCAUCCACUGCACCUACGCCAGCCCCGACACCUUCAAACUCAAGCGACACCUCAGGAUACACACCGGCGAGAAGCCCUACGAAUGUGACAUUUGCCACGCCAGGUUCACCCAGAGCAACUCUCUCAAAGCCCACAAGCUCAUACACACCGGCAGCAAACCUGUAUACACAUGCGAGUUGUGUCCUACGACAUGUGGCCGUAAGACAGACCUCCGCAUCCACAUCCAGAAGCUCCACACUUCAGACAAGCCGAUCAAGUGCAAGAAGUGCACGAAGAUCUUCCCUGACCGCUAUACCUUUAAGCUCCAUAACAAGACUCACGACGGUGAGAAGUGCUUCAAGUGCGACUUGUGCCCCUAUGCCUCGACCUCCUCAAGACAUCUUGACAGUCACAUGCUGGUGCACACGGAGCAAAAGCCUUACAGAUGCGAGAUGUGUGAACAGUCGUUCCGUCAGAAGCAGCUGCUUCGGCGGCACCAGAACCUCUACCAUAACCCGCAGUACAUUCCACCCGCCCCUAGGGAGAAGACCCAAGAGUGCCCCGAGUGCGGCAAGGCUUUCCGACACAAAGGCAACCUGAUCCGGCACAUGGCAAUCCACGACCCCGACGCGUCGGCGCAGGAGAAGUCCCAGGCGCUGAAGCUUGGACGUCAGAAGCGCCUGCAACUCAUAAACGGCCAGCAGGUGGAAGUUUAUGGCGCGGAAAACGACACAACAGAGGACGAAGAUCAGCUGAUGUCGGUGGAGGGUGACGACGGCAACCAGUACGUGGUGCUGGAGGUGAUCCAGCUGGCGGGGGGUGAGGGGCACCACGUGAUGGUAGGGGGUGAGGACCUCCCUCUGCACUCCGAUGGCAGCCUCCUGCCUGCCUCCCCUCUUGUUGUGUCCCAAGACGACCCCGCCAUCAACCCCACCAUCUUGGGGCUGCAGCAGCCGCUCCUGCCCGACGACAUCAAAAAGGAAACCAAGAAGGAAAUGGACACCUGCUUUGGCUUCGACGAAGAUGGCGACACUGGACAAAUUCAUUUACAGUUUGGCGAGUGAAGAUCCCUGAUGUACCAGCAGUACGGCUGGUGUAGCGGAAUAAUAAUGAUGCGAACAGAUAUCUUUCUUGACUUUUUUACCUAGAAAGCAUUUUCAACUAUCGCGAGUUGGAGCUUCAUUCCCAGUGUUCUGAUCUCCAUUAGCUGUGUAGAUUUGUUGAAAAUUCUCCGAUUUAUUGAGUAAUGAAUUUAAAAUAUGUACAUUACUUUGAACGUGGCUGUUGUGUUUGGUUGAGCUUCUCGUUUAAGUCUUAAAUAUCAAUGUAUAUAAUGAUUGUACAAGUGAUCCUGUCAAAGGUUAUUUAAGUUGUUGAUAAUUUCAAUUAAAACUGCGGGAAUAUAUAUUGUCAGAAUUCAAGUCAUAAACUGCAUUAUUACGCUUAAGUGCUACGUACUUCAAUUCAUCUGAUAUUUUCACUAAUUUCGUAUCUGCAUUAGGCAAAUUGAAGAUAUACAAUACUUUCACGUGUAAGGCUGAUAUGCUUCCUCAUUAUUCUUUGCCUGGCAAGUGCUACUUCGUGCUAAACUGAAAUUUUUGUAAUAAUUACUGAAUAAUUUUUUUCGUGUUAUUUGUACAUAAUAAGUUAACAGAUCUCAUAAGAAUUUAGAUAUUUUGAAUUUGAGAAGUACCUAUAUAUAUUUUCCGAGUUUUUUGUGAUACCGCAGGCAGCUGCGAACAAUUCGAUUUUUUUAUUUGCACGUGUUCUUAUUUCCUGGGAAUUCAUGUCAAAAAUCAAUUGUUUUCUUUGCAUUCUAUAUUAAGUUGUGCGUAUUACUCUCAAAUUUGCUGAUGCAGGUUCAUCAUAUUUUGCCAACGACCUCCCACUCACUGCUUCCCAGUCCUCUUUGUUAUUUCAAAGUCGCAUUUUUGGUGUAGUUUUCUGCAGCAAAAUUAGUUUAACGCCUAAAUUAACGACUCGUAUCUUACCCUAGGAUUGCGUACAGACUUACUACAUCGGCGCUUUAUAUCAGUCUUACCCUCAGUAUGUCAAUCUCCGGAAUAGCAAUCCGAGGACGUUUGUACGCAACAUAGAACACUUUAAAGUUGUCGUACGUGGCGGCAACCAUCAGUGCAAGUCAUUUUGCGCUCAGCAGAACGUAUCCAUUUUGGGAAGUAGGUUUGUGACAAUAUUGCCCCGGUUACUCGUGUCAGGCGGUAGAGGGUUAAUAUGGGUUUGAUUUUGUAAAAGCACAUUUAGCAAGAUAUUUCCAAGCUUAUUUUUGUGUUUUCCCAUGUACAACAGUUCAACAAACGUCCAAUGUUGAAACUUUCAUGAAUUUGUCAUCCGUGAA
Messenger RNA from Hyalella azteca, 3950 nucleotides. Its product is annotated as transcriptional repressor CTCFL. Gene Ontology annotation, biological process: regulation of transcription by RNA polymerase II. The coding region runs from base 370 to 2658 and encodes 762 amino acids. The transcript has 9 exons. The record is from RefSeq and is a predicted model, not a curated record. NCBI's taxonomy places the organism in Eukaryota, Metazoa, Arthropoda, Malacostraca, Amphipoda, Hyalellidae. Gene Ontology annotation, molecular function: DNA-binding transcription factor activity, RNA polymerase II-specific; RNA polymerase II cis-regulatory region sequence-specific DNA binding.